Plenodomus lingam JN3 is the source of this 1080-nucleotide messenger RNA. RefSeq lists its product as uncharacterized. Gene Ontology annotation, biological process: pectin catabolic process. Gene Ontology annotation, molecular function: glucosidase activity. The record is from RefSeq and is a predicted model, not a curated record. Lineage: Eukaryota; Fungi; Ascomycota; Dothideomycetes; Pleosporales; Leptosphaeriaceae.
AUGCGUCUUCCCCUCUUCCUCCCCCUACUCCUCAGCAACACCGUCCUCGCCGCCCUCCCCUACAAAGGCAUCGACUGGUCCUCACUCCUACACGAAGAAGCCGCAGGCAAAAUAUACCUGAACAGCGCGGGCAUCAAGCAGCCGCUCGAAACUAUCCUCAAGGCCUCGGGCGUCAACACCGUCCGCCAACGCAUCUGGGUCAACCCCCCCAACGGAGACUACGGUCUCGACUACAAUCUCCGCCUCGCCGAGCGUGCACAUAAAGCAGGCUUGGGCAUCUACCUCGACUUUCAUUACAGCGACAACUGGGCCGAUCCGCUCAAGCAGAUUGUACCUGCUAAGUGGGCAGGGCUGAAUCGCGAGGCGCUGGUGAAGCAGGUGUACGACUACACCAAGAACGUGCUGGAGGCAUUUCAUAACAACGGUCUGCCGCUGCAGAUCGUAAGUAUCGGGAAUGAAAUCACGCCGGGCCUGCUGUGGCCCAUUGGCCAUCUCAAGGGGGCCAAUUACCCUGAGGAAGCGAAAAAUGUGGCCAUGUUGUUGAAAUCCGCGUCGAAGGCUGUCAAGGAGUCGAAGUUGAGCCCGCAGCCGAAAAUCUUGAUUCAUUUGGAUAAUGGCUGGAACUGGGAUACGCAGCAGUGGUGGUACGAUCUCGUGCUGGGUUCGGGCGGGGGCUUCAGUGCAGCCGAUUAUGACAUCCAGGGCGUUUCCUACUAUCCGUUUUAUAACAGCAAGGCCACGCUGGCGUCGCUGUCGAAUUCGUUGAAUAAGAUGGCGGCCAAGUAUGGCAAGCAGGUUCAGGUCGUCGAGACGAAUUGGCCUUCGUCUUGCCCGAACCCCAGCACGCCAUUCCCGGCCGACACCUCGAGUAUUCCUCUCUCGGCGUGGGGCCAGGUGCUGUGGAUGAAGGAGGUCGCGAAGCGUGUUGCUGCUGUCCCGGGAGGAAAGGGUACGGGCUUGUUCUACUGGGAGCCAACGUGGAUCGAAAACCCGGGACUGGGAAGCAGUUGCAAUUGGAACCUAAUGGUUGAGCAGAGUGGCAAGGUCAUGGAGGGCAUGGCUGUGUUCAAGGAAAUCUAG